Aspergillus ochraceoroseus IBT 24754 is the source of this 1473-nucleotide messenger RNA. RefSeq names its product CRAL-TRIO domain-containing protein. The record is from RefSeq and is a predicted model, not a curated record. Lineage: Eukaryota; Fungi; Ascomycota; Eurotiomycetes; Eurotiales; Aspergillaceae. The coding region runs from base 1 to 1473 and encodes 490 amino acids. The transcript is spliced from 4 exons.
AUGACGCAAACUACCAUCCCGCCGGGGUUCCUGGGUAAUCUAUCAGCAGAGCAAGAGGCCCGGCUGCAACAAUUCUGGGCCCUUCUUUUACAUCUAGCUGGGGCGUCAUCGGUAGCAGCAAUUGAGCAACUAGUGCAUGUCAACAGCCUCGAGCGUGUAAAAUCAUCCCCAUUGCCGUUGCCGCCUCGUUCCCUCAGUCGCACAAAUUCCCUCUUUUCACGAACCGAACCUACCCUCUCUGGCAAGGGCAGCCGGACCUCUGUUUCCAUCCAUCAAGCUAGACUAGUCCAGACAUUCCGUGAUGCAGGCCUUACUGCAUCUGAAGGCCGCUCUGUGCGCCGAUUCCUCUCAUGCCUGUCGCCUGAGGAUGUGCGAUUCGGUGUUCUGACCGCCGCCAAACACGAACCGCCAGACGUAUAUUUACUCCGAUAUUUGCGAAGAUGUAGGUGGGAGGUGAAUAAAGCUCUGGUGCUGCUUCUGAACUCACUUAUAUGGCGCUUGAAGGAGAUGAAGGUGGAUAAUGUUCUACUGCCACGAGGAGAGCUAUACGCUGCCCAACAGGAGCAAAAUUUGAUGGAUAAAUACAGCUCUGGGGAAGCAAGGGGAUUUAUCUCGCAGUUAAGGAUGGGGAAAUGCUACGUUUAUGGGGUGGACAGGCUCAACCAGCCUGUUUGCGUGGUAAGAGUGCGCUUACAUCAACCUGGAGCCCAAAGCAAGGAUGCGCUCAAUCAGUUUAUCACACAUAUAUAUGAAUCAGUUCGACUUGUCAUCUCACCUCCGAUAGAGACUGCUACGGUUGUCUUCGACAUGACAGGCUUCUCUCUCGCCAAUAUGGAAUAUGCUCCUGUUAAAUUCAUCAUCCGCUGUUUCGAAACGUAUUACCCUGAAUCUCUAGGAGUUCUCCUUCUUCACAAUGCUCCUCGGAUUUUUGCUGGAAUCUGGAGGGUCAUAAAAGGAUGGAUGGACCCUGCUCUCGCUGCUAAAGUUCACUUCACCCGAACAAUCAAGGACCUCGAGCAAUUCAUCGCGUUAGAUCAGAUUGCUAGUGAACUCGGCAGCAGCGAAGACUGGGAGUAUGAGUAUCCGGAGCCGGAGCCGGACGAGAAUCGUCAGAUGGAGGAUUACGCUACGCGAGACACUCUAUUAGCUGAGCGACAAUCUAUCGCAGAGCAGUUCCUAGCUGCGACUUCGCGUUGGAUCUCCGCUACGGGAUCGCAAGAUGAAGAGGAGUUGAAACAGGCUAUAUUGCGGCGUGAGGAGAUUGUAGAGCAGAUCUCUGCCAACUACUGGGAUCUUGAUCCGCAUGUCAGAGCUCGGAAUUUCCUAGAUCGCACCGCCAUGAUUCAUGAUGGCGGCCGGAUUGAGAACUACCCGGCAACGCCUAAGACUCCUCCUCAAGUCCAAAUCCAGACGGCAAAGAUUCUACAGGUCCGGCAUGUGCAGAGAGCCCGGCUAAAGAUUGUCACUAUUUGA